AGCCCAAAAAGAACUUUCUGAAUUAAGUGAUUCCAUGGCUUCGAAGGCUCCAUUGUCAUUGUUGUUGUCCCUCUUGGUCACAAGUGCUUUCGUGGCUGCAGAGGCUUCAGCCGGUCCCAUCUCCAGAACGGUAGACAUUACAUGGGGAGACGGCCGAGGGAAGUUCCUCAACAAUGGCCGCCUCCUUACCCUCUCCCUAGACAACUCCUCGGGCUCUGGGCUCCAGUCGAAAAGCAAAUUCCUCUAUGGGAAGUUCGACAUGCAGAUUAAGCUAGUUCGUGGCAACUCUGCUGGCACAGUCGUUGCCUAUUACUUACGCUCUCCGGGACUGAAUUGGGAUGAGAUUGACUUUGAGUUCUUGGGGAACCUGACUGGCCAUCCCUACGUACUCCAUACCAACAUAUUCACAGGAGGCCAAGGAAACAGGGAGCAGCAGUUCUACCUCUGGUUCGAUCCAACUGCAGCUUUCCAUACCUACUCUGUGGUAUGGAAUCCCUCGAACAUCAUAAUUUAUGUAGACAAUACACCCAUAAGGGAGUUCAAGAACUUGCGGUCAGUAGGGGUCCCGUACCCGAUGAAGCAGCCAAUGAGAGUCUUUGGUAGCUUAUGGGACGCUGAUGAUUGGGCUACACGCGGCGGCCUCGUCAAGACCAACUGGACCCUCGCGCCCUUCACAGCAUCAUUCAGGAACCUCAACUACGAUGCCUGCAUCAUAUCAAACGGCAGGUCAUCUUGCAAGCCAAAAUCCUCGAAAAGAUUUAUGAUCCAAAAGCUCGACCUUGCAGGUCAGAACAGGCUCAAGGCAGUCCAGAGCAAGUACAUGAUAUACAACUAUUGUGUCGACAAGAAAAGGUUCCCCAUUGUUCCAAUCGAGUGCACUCUCUCAUGACCAGGAGAUCCUUAUAAGAAAUUGAUACCGAUCAAUUUUUUCAAUUGAGAUACCGGCCGUUAUGCUCAUUAAUAGUUCUCUGCUGCCUACCUAAUCAAUGGGACUGAUCUCAUUGGCAAGAACGUGUGUGAUGAACAAUUUUUUUUCUUUUAAUUCCUUAACGAAGAAGAAGUUCAUUUUUAUUUAUUUAUUAUAUUUUGCUAAAUUGAUUCUUUUAUUGUAUGAUAUCAAAGGAAUCGAUGUAUGACUCAGCUUCGGCCCUUUUCCGCUAUCAGGAAAAAAUA
Molecule: messenger RNA, 1173 nt
Organism: Punica granatum (pomegranate)
Lineage: Eukaryota; Viridiplantae; Streptophyta; Magnoliopsida; Myrtales; Lythraceae
Source: RefSeq, a predicted model, not a curated record